Molecule: messenger RNA, 1308 nt
Organism: Melampsora larici-populina 98AG31
Lineage: Eukaryota; Fungi; Basidiomycota; Pucciniomycetes; Pucciniales; Melampsoraceae
Exons: 3
Coding region: 1-1308 (435 amino acids)
Source: RefSeq, a predicted model, not a curated record
AUGCACAAAUCAUCAGAGCAAGAAUUCACUGCCCCUAAAAAGCUGUGGCUGCCAUUCGAGAUAGUCUCUCAAAUUAUCAACGAAUAUGUCUCCAAAUUGACGUAUUCUCGAAAUGAAGACAUCGAUCUUGCUUCAGACCCAUGUCUUGACCACAAAUCAAGAACUGAACUGCUCAGCCUUCGAUUAGUUUCGAAACUUGGUCAGAAGGCUAUAAUUCCAUUUGCUUUUCAUACUAUCCGACUUCGUUCUUCCACAGCGGUUCAAGUCAUUCUCGACAAUUGGUCAAAGAUUCAGGCUCCUGAUUGUCCUUGUCCGGUAAAACGUCUUAUAAUUCAAGAUCUGAUCUACAUAGGUCCUAACGAUUAUAUGAGCUUGAAGAAAGGUCGUCGAAGACAAUAUCCUAUCUUUGUGGAUCAGGCAGCAAAAUUAAUCGAGUUAAUUGGUGAAAACUUAAACGAGUUGAAAUUGUUCUUUAUCGAUUCUUUCGGGAUUUCUCCAAGCUUAGUUGAGGCUGCAAAACGCAUUACAAAUCUAAGAAAGUUGAGCUUACUAGACCUACAGUGCACUACAAGAGAUUGGGCCUACGAUCCGCUAUUGUUAUCCGAUUUCUUUCUGGCUAUGCCCAGGCUCGAAGCGCUCACCCUGCUAAAAGUUGAUGUAAUCAUAUUGCCAAUGAAUCCACCAGCCUUAUCAAACUUACGAUAUCUCAACUUUGGAUACUUUGAUAGUAACCGGGAUGCAAUCACUCACAUCUGUCAAACGGCGAAAGAUAGUCUGAAGAUCAUCAAUUUUCGCGGACAGAUCCGAGAGCCCGGACGGGUUUUUGGUCCAAUUGUCAACACACUUGAAGGUCUUAUCACUCGCGCAGUUACCGUUGAUAUCCCAGAGUCUCCCAUCGAUAUGAAUUUUCCAAAACUUCGUCUUUUACGCACUCGGUUGUGUCAUGAUCCCCAUGCUUAUGGCAUGUUUAUCAGACAUGAACAUUUCCUGAUCUGGCCAAUCUUUCGUACCAUCCGAACACUUGUUUUGGAUUCUUAUGGAGGUCCAGCUUAUCUAGCAAGCCACUUGCGAUACUCAGGGGAAGAUCCCUUUCGCAAUACGCCUAACUUGAGACAUAUCAUCUUUGUUUUGACGCUCAACGCUACCAAAGUUGACUUGAGACUACUUGGUCAAGCUCUCUCCUCUCACGGGAUUCAAUGUCAUAUCAAGCCUGAAUCAACGCCUGAAGAAUUAAUGUGUAGUUCAUAUGAGUUGAUAUACUUUGGUCAACAGGAACUUGAUUUGAAGCUCAAUGGGCCAGUGAAAUGA